Vigna angularis (adzuki bean) is the source of this 6968-nucleotide messenger RNA. RefSeq names its product protein REDUCED CHLOROPLAST COVERAGE 2. The coding region runs from base 481 to 6120 and encodes 1879 amino acids. The transcript is spliced from 23 exons. Gene Ontology annotation, biological process: organelle organization. Gene Ontology annotation, molecular function: protein binding. The record is from RefSeq and is a predicted model, not a curated record. Lineage: Eukaryota; Viridiplantae; Streptophyta; Magnoliopsida; Fabales; Fabaceae. Gene Ontology annotation, cellular component: cytoplasm.
CUGCGUAUCCCAGGCUUUCGCUUACCUUAUCCUAUCCUCACUCACGCUAUUUCUUUUUCUAUCUCUCUCUCGCUCGCAAUCUAUAUUCUCUCCCUAACCACUCUUUCUCUUCUCUCUUAAUUCCCUCACCAUCUCUCUUCUAUCUCAUUCAUUUCCACACUAUAUAUCAAUCUUCUUAUACAGCAGCUUCGUCGGUGCUUUAAUUUUCUUUUGCGCCAUCCAAAUAAUAACAAUAUAUCUUCUUACUUUCUUUCUUUUAAUAUAAAGAAAAAUUCCAGAGCUCUCAACGACGGAGAUGCUGUUUCUAUUUCGUCUCUCACUUCACAUGCACAGAUAUUUCUGUUUUCUCUACUCGAUGAAUCCAACUAUUGUUUCUUAGUAAUUUCCGUCCACGAGAAGCUAGCUGCCGAAGGUGUAUAAAUUUUCCGAAACGUCUAAUCACUAUUAAUUCGACUGAUUGAUUCCUUCCGUUCCACUGCAAUGGCUCCCAAAACUGGCAAAACCAAACCGCACAAGGCCAAGGGAGACAAGAAGAAAAGAGAAGAGAAAGUUUUGCCCACCGUCAUCGAAAUUACAGUAGAAACACCAGACGAAUCACAAGUUACUCUCAAGGGCAUCUCCACGGAUAGGAUCCUAGACGUGAGAAAACUUUUGGCGGUACACGUUGAGACUUGUUCCUUGACCAAUUUUUCCUUAUCUCAUGAGGUACGAGGCGCGAGGCUGAAAGACACGGUCGAAAUCGUUUCCUUGAAACCCUGCCAUCUGACCAUCGUCCAAGAGGACUACACGGAAGAGCUUGCCGUGGCACACAUUCGGCGACUCCUUGACAUCGUGGCCUGCACCACCUCCUUUGCCUCCGCCACAAAACCUCCCGCCUGCAAGUCCAAAGACCCCACCGAACCGGGUUCAGAAAAUGGAUCGGAAACAAGCCCAAGAGUCAAACCCGUGGAUCCGAAUUCGGACUCGGGCAAUGCCAAAACCGACAAAGUGGACGGUGACAUCUCCAUGUGUCCACCUCCCAGGCUUGGACAGUUCUACGAUUUCUUUUCGUUUUCUCACCUUACGCCGCCGUUUCAAUACAUACGGAAAUCAAAUCGACCUUUCCUUGAGGAGAAAACAGAAGAUGAUUUCUUUCAGAUUGAUGUUAGAGUUUGUAGUGGAAAACCUACUACAAUUGUUGCUUCUAGAAUAGGAUUCUAUCCUGCUGGAAAACAUCCACUUGUGAGUCAUACAUUGGUGGGUCUGCUUCAGCAGAUAAGCAGGGUUUUUGAUGCUGCUUACAAGGCACUUAUGAAGGCGUUCACGGAACACAACAAAUUUGGUAAUCUUCCUUACGGUUUUCGUGAAAACACAUGGGUUGUUCCUCCGGUUGUUUCUGAUAAUUCAUCCAUCUUUCCACCACUUCCCGUGGAAGAUGAAACUUGGGGAGGAAAUGGGGGUGGACAAGGCAGAGGUUGUAAUCACGAAAAUAGACAGUGGGCGAGAGACUUUGCAAUUCUAGCUGCAAUGCCAUGUCAAACUGCAGAGGAGAGACAGAUUCGGGAUAGGAAAGCUUUUCUACUUCAUAGUUUAUUUGUUGAUGUAUCAGUCUUCAAAGCUGUUUCUGCAAUAAAAAAUUUAGUGGAUAUUAAGCAAAACUCUUCUUUGCCAACUUCGUAUGAAGAAAGUAUUGGGGAUUUAACUAUUAAAGUAACAAGAGAUGUUUCCGACGCUAGUUUGAAGUUGGAUUGCAAAAAUGAUGGAAAUCGAGUUCUUGGAUUGUCUGAAGAAGAACUAGCUCAAAGAAACCUUCUCAAAGGCAUAACUGCUGAUGAGAGUGCAACUGUUCAUGAUACCCCUACUCUAGGUGCAGUACUUAUAAAACACUGUGGCUACACAGCUGUUGUAAAGGUCUCCGCUGACAGAGAUUUGGAGGGGAGUCCUAAUUCGUCAGAAAUUGAUGUUGAAGAGCAGCCUGAAGGAGGUGCAAACGCAUUGAAUGUUAACAGCUUACGGAUGAUAUUGCAUAGGCCAUCUACACUCCAACCAUCAAAUGCAAGUCAGCGAAUCCAAGGCACAGACAUUGAAUAUUCACGUUCAACUCAAUCAUUGGUAAGGAAAGUCCUAGAAGAAAGUUUACAAAAAUUGAAGGAAGAAACCACUAGACACAGAAAAUCUAUCAGAUGGGAGCUUGGGGCAUGUUGGGUACAACAUUUACAAAAUCAAGCUACUGGGAAAACUGAGCCAAAAAAGGAAGAAGAGGCUAAGAUUGAGCCAGCUGUUAAAGGUCUUGGGAGGCAAGGUGGAUUACUAAAGGAAUUAAAGAAAAAAAUUGAUAACAAAAACUCCAAAGUUGAAGUAGGAAAGGAUAUUUCCCCAUCUAAUAAUGACAAUGACAUAAACAAGCAAGAAGCCACGAAACAGGAAUUAGAGAGACAAGGGGAAGAAAAGGAAACUAUAUGGAGAAAGCUACUUUCUGAAGCUGCAUUUACACGUCUUAAAGAAUCUAAAACUGAUCUUCAUCUGAAGUCACCUGAUGAAUUGAUGGAGAUGGCACAUAAAUAUUAUGUUGAUACUGCACUUCCAAAGCUGGUGGCAGAUUUUGCGUCCCUUGAACUCUCACCUGUUGAUGGAAGGACGUUGACUGAUUUCAUGCAUACUAGGGGCUUGCAAAUGUCUUCCUUAGGCCAAGUGGUUGAGCUUUCAGAUAAACUCCCUCAUGUGCAAUCUCUAUGUAUACAUGAGAUGGUUGUUCGAGCCUACAAGCAUAUCUUACAAGCAGUUGUUGCUGCAGUUGAUAAUGUUUCUGAAUUGGCUCCAUCUAUUGCAUCAUGCCUAAAUAUAUUGUUGGGAACACCAACAUCUGAAACUAGUGAUGAAGAUAUUAUUACUAGUUAUGAACUGAAAUGGAAAUGGGUAGAAAACUUUCUUCUGAAGAGGUUUGGAUGGCAAUGGAAGGAUGAAAAUGGUCAAGAUUUAAGAAAGUUUGCCAUUCUUCGGGGACUCUGCCAUAAGGUUGGGCUUGAACUGGUUCCUAGGGACUAUGAUAUAGAUACAUCAUGUCCUUUUAGAAAGACGGAUAUUGUAAGCAUGGUCCCCAUAUAUAAGGUGAAAUACACAACACCUUCACUUUUACGCAGGAAACUAAUACUUUCUAAAGCCCUAAUCACUAAAUUACAACUUGAAUUAUCUUCGCAGCAUGUAGCUUGCUCAUCUGCUGAUGGCCGCACACUUUUGGAAUCAUCCAAGACUUCCUUGGAUAAAGGUAAAUUGGAGGAUGCUGUCAAUUAUGGCACAAAGGCACUCUCAAAAUUAGUGUCGGUAUGUGGGCCUUACCAUAGAAUGACAGCAGGAGCAUAUAGUCUCUUGGCUGUUGUGCUGUACCAUACUGGAGAUUUCAAUCAGGCAACUAUUUAUCAGCAAAAGGCUCUAGAUAUUAACGAAAGAGAGCUUGGACUGGACCAUCCUGAUACGAUGAAAAGUUAUGGGGAUCUUGCUGUUUUCUAUUAUCGACUCCAACAUACGGAAUUGGCUUUAAAGUAUGUUAAUCGUGCUUUGUAUCUUCUGCACUUAACUUGCGGACCUUCACAUCCAAACACGGCUGCCACCUACAUUAACGUAGCAAUGAUGGAAGAAGGAUUAGGGAAUGUCCAUGUUGCUCUCAGAUAUCUUCAUGAGGCUUUAAAAUGUAACAAAAGAUUACUUGGAGCUGAUCAUAUUCAGACAGCUGCAAGCUAUCAUGCAAUAGCUAUUGCUCUUUCUUUGAUGGAAGCAUACUCUCUAAGUGUUCAGCAUGAACAGACCACCCUCCAGAUCCUGCAGGCUAAACUUGGUUCUGACGAUCUAAGGACACAGGAUGCGGCAGCAUGGCUGGAAUACUUCGAGUCAAAGUCUCUCGAGCAACAGGAGGCUGCACGGAAUGGUACACCUAAGCCAGAUGCCUCAAUCUCCAGCAAAGGUCAUUUAAGUGUGUCAGACCUCUUGGACUACAUAACACCGGACGCAGAUCAGAAAGCGCGGGAAGCACAGAAAAAGGCUCGUGCCAAGUUAAAGGGAAAACCGGGCCAAAACUGGGAAACAGCUUCAGAUGAAAAUCAGAAGGAUGAAGACAUGUCUAAAGAUUAUUCAUUUACAGAGACUACUAGUGAUAAAGAAAAUAAAUCUGAAGCUCAAAUUAAAGACAACGGGAUUGAUAAAGUUGAGUCCACUCACAUAGACCAAACGAUGGUCAAUGAAAGUAAUAAUAAACUGGCACAGGAUGACAGCUCGGAUGAAGGGUGGCAGGAAGCUGUUCCCAAGAGUCGGUCACUCACUGGGCGCAAGUCAUCUUCAUCUAGAAGGCCCACCCUAGCAAAACUAAACACUAACUUCAUGAAUGUUUCUCAGUCAAGAUAUCGAGCCAAGCCUAAUAACUUCUCUUCUCCAAGAACAAAUUUAAAUGAGACCGUUGUGGGACCACCCCCUUCUGUUCCAAAAAAGUUUGUUAAGAGUGCAAGCUUCAGUCCAAAGCUGAAUAGCGGUAGUGCCCCCGAUGGUGGAGCAGUAACAGACUCUAAGUCAGCUCCAGCCACCCCUGCUCCAAGUGAUCAAAUUGCUAAACCAGCUCCUUCUAGCACGGGUGUCAGUGUUCAAUCAGCAGGUAAACUUUAUUCCUACAAAGAAGUAGCCUUAGCCCCACCUGGAACAAUUGUGAAGGCGGUGGCUGAACAGUCACCAAAAGGAAAUCCUAUCCAACAAAAUUCUGAGAUUAGUGGCAUGAUAGUUUCAAUAAAGGACAGUCAAAAUAUUGUGGCAACGAAUGACGUGGAAGAUUUUGGUCAGAAAUCAAUUAUUGAGAAAAUACAAAUCCCUGUCCGUGAAGAAAAAAAAGAAAGGGAAACCACGGUGGUGAACGGUAAUACAGAAACAGUAAAUAAUAAGGCCGACGACGAGGUUGCACUUAAAAUCCAGGAAGCUAGCGUUGUUUCCAUAAUAGAGAAGAAAAGUGAAGUUGGAAACAUCACAGUUGUCGAGAUUGCGAAUUCUGGUUGCAUAGAUAAUAUAAACAAGACUACCUCUAAAGGUGAAUCCGAGGUACUACUGCAAGAAAGUUGUGAAGCAACAUCCGACAAUCCAAACCCCCUAACCAUUUUAGUUGAAGACGAAAAACAGGUACUUGACAACGAGUCCUAUUUGUUGAUAGAUACGGGUAACGAGGGAGAUGACAAACAUGAAUCUAGCAGCAAUGCAGUCUGUAAGCCACUACCAUUAGAAGGAGAAAAGCAAGAAACAGAAACAGGAAAGGAACCGACCAAGAAACUUUCUGCAGCUGCACCACCCUUUAAUCCAUCCACAAUUCCAGUUUUUGGAUCUGUUCCUGUUCCAGGCUUUAAGGAUCACGGAGGUAUUUUGCCCCCACCAGUAAAUAUUGCUCCUUUGCUUCCAGUCAGUCCCCGAAGAUCACCGCAUCAGUCAGCUACGGCUAGGGUUCCAUAUGGUCCACGAAUAUCUGGUGGCUAUAACAGAUAUGGGAACCGUGUUCCGCGGAAUAAAGCUGUAUUCCUCUCAGGUGAACCCUCCCCUGAUGGUAACCCCAAUAGUCCUCCUAGAAUAAUGAAUCCACAUGCCACAGAGUUUGUACCAGGCCAACAUUGGGUAUCUAAUGGCUAUGUUGUUUCUCCCAACGGAUAUGUGACUUCUCCAAAUGCCAUUCCAGGGUCUCCAAAUAAUUUUGCCCCAGUGUCUCCCAAUGCCAUGCCAGUGUCACCUAGUGGAUAUCCUGCUACUCUAAAUGGUAUCCAAGUGAAUCACAACGGGUCUGUACCAUCUCCAACCAUUUCAACUGAUUCAUCACAAGUUGCAUGUGUUGAAACUGAUAUUGAAGACAAAAGUCAAACUCUGGAUGAGGAAAGUAAAAGUUCUUUUCCAACAGAUGUAAGUUCUGAAAAGAAACAUGUUGAGCAAAAUCCUCAAGAACUAUCUGCCAGCAGUGAAAACUCUACUCCUAAAGUAGAAGAAAAGCAGGCAGAGCUCAGCCCCCCGUCUGAUUUUAGUAACGAAGAUACAGUGAUCAAGAAGGAUGCAGUGGAUCAGAAAAAGCAAAGCAAGUGUUGGGGAGAUUACAGUGACAGUGAAGCUGAUAUGAUUGAGGUCACAAGCUAAGGAGUGAAUGAUUGAAUUAAUAUCUACAUCAACUGGUGGCGGCUUAUAAUAAGUUAGCCAUUUUUGGAAGGAUGAUGAUCCAAUCGGAAACAAUCACCAAAAAAUAACAAUGAUGCCAACUUUUCUAAAAUGCACAUGUGGGCGAUCUCCGUCGAAAUUCCAUGACUAGCAGCGUGGCUUGAGUGUGUGCAAGCGCCCCAAGAAGAACAAAAACAUGAAAAAUCUGAUGACUAUGACCUGCAAUAUCAAAUGCCCCAGGCUUCCAUCGCUCUGGUAUUCUAGUGACAUAGAACACAGCUCCAGUGGCAUAUAGAAUGGCCAUUAGAAGCUCAAAUCCUAGUGCAACAACAACCUGUGGGUGCUCCCAAUGGGUCACAAGAACAUGAACUGCAGGAAUGACACCUGAAAAUCCCAUGGAGAGAAAUAAACAAGCUCUGAAGGGUCGCAAGUGAGGGGAAGAAAGUGAAGGGGCGAGAAGGGUGAUGAUGGCGAGGACUCCAAACACAGUUAUUGAGGUCAAGUAGAAUGUCCUUAUGUGAGGAUUGCAGAAAAAGACAUAGUAAAUUGGAGCAUAGAAGGAGCAAACUAUCAUGAGAGAAAUUCCUACAUAAUCUAGACGCCAGAAAAACAGGUUGAAGCAUUUUGAGUGGCAUGCCAUUAGAUGGGAAAUACUACUGAAAGCCAAGCAGCCCAUUCCUCCAGCUAAGAAAACAAACCACGGCCAUCUAGGAAUUGUUUCUGCUUCUGCGCCAUCUCCCAGGUCAGGAAUGAUAGAUGGUACCAAUAAGUAGCUCAAAUGCGAAUUCUGAAAAUAAAUAAAUAAAAUCACCAACAUGGAAUGAAUUACU